AUGAAAAAGUACUUUCUCAACAAAAUGUCCACCGGCAAGCGUCUGGCGAAGCGCUCGAUCGUGGGUACGCGCGUCUGUGCGCCCGGGACCGACGGUAUCUGGUACUCGGGCAAGAUCGAGUUCGUCAAAACGGCGACGGACCAGCAGAAGGAGCAACCGGGCCGUACCGGGACGGGCGGCGGCAGCGGGGGCAGCAACUUCCUGCCCGGGUUGACAACGCCCGCCCGCUACACCGUGCUGUUCGACAACAUGAAGGACGGUGCCCGGCUCGGGCUGGCCCGAGAGUUCCGCGAGACCGAGCUGAUCGGGCGCGGCUUUCGCACGAUCGCGGACGUGAAGCUGAAACCGGGCCAGAAGGUGUUCCUCACGUACAACGGGCGGGAGAAUACUGGCGAGGUGAUCGCACACGACGAUCUGAAGGAUGAGGUGAAGGUGCGCAUUGCCGGUGCGGCGAACGGUGCUGCUCAGGAGGCUCCGAUCGAGCUGACCAAGCGCUUGGAAGAGAUACGACUGCUGGAGUCGCGCCGCUCCCAGCGACUGGCCGUCCAGGAGAAAGAUACGGACUUUGCCCGGCUGGCGGAUAUGGCCGGCGAUCGUCGACGACAAUCAAACAGCAUCGAUGUGCCAUUCUCACUGACGCAACAGAACGGAUCUCGCAAACGACGGCCCUCGUACUCGCAGGACGAUCGAGAGUACUACAGUAUUAACGACGACGAUCCGAUGGACGAAUGUAACGCCGCACUGGUACUUAUGAGCCUGUCCUGCUCGCCGAACUCAUCCGUGCACGGUUACGAAACAAUUCUUGGCACCAGUUCGGGCAGCAGCACCACCAGCUGGAGUACCGGAUCGACUUCGCCGCCGCUGAGCGAGGAUGGACAUUCCACACCACCGACGCACCACUACCAGCACGAGCUGAACCAUCACCAUCAUCAUCACAAUGGCCGUCACCAGGCGGCGGGCGGUCCGGGCCGGGGGGCGCGCACCACCUCCCUGUCCACGUCGGAUGAGGGCAUCGGCAUGGAGGACAUGCCGAGGAAGCGUCGGGUCAGUCAGCGAAUUUUCAAAUGCACCUGGAAAGGUUGUGGCGUCAUCUAUACUACAUGUCCCGAAAUCACACAACACAUUAGGAACGCACAUCUUGGCCCUCGUAAGCCGAACGAGUACAGCGACGAGGAGGAUUUCUUCUUCACCGAAACCGAGGAUGAGAGCGACGAGAGCGCGCCGAAUCCACCCUCGCCACCGACGCUGAGCCAUCGCGACAUGGCACGUCCCCCGCACGAGGAUCCCGAAUAUCAGCGCCAGAUCGUUGGCACCUACCGGCAGGGGUUGCUCUCGCAAUCGCAGGCCCUCCAGCAGCAGGCGGCCGCCCAACAGCAGCAGCAGCAACAGCAUCAAGCGCAACAGCAGAUCGCCUCGAUCAAGCCACCGCUACCGGCCGGCUUAACGGUGGCGGCACUGAGCGGCACCAACGGCACCGCGUCCAGCAACGGUGCCGGCACGAACGGUAACAGCAGCAACAGCAAUGGUAGCAGCAGUAGCAAUGGUGCGGUCAAUCCACACAGCAGCGUAUCACCGCUGAUCCAUCACAAUUACACCUGGUCCCAGGUGAGCCCGACGUCACCACAGAAGCACGUACGACUAUCGCCCCGUCCGUCGGCCUCGUAUCCGUACCCGUCGCCGAACUACCAGCAUCACUACCAGGCGCAGGCCGCCCAACAGCAGCAGCAGCACCAUCAGCAGCAGCUCGGCCACAUCCAGCUGUCGCCGGGCGGUGCGAGCAGUGGUGCCAACAACGGUACGGCCGCCUACCACCAACUGCUGGCCGGUGCGGCCGGUGCGUCCGGUGCGAUCGCGCUCGGCUCGUACAGCACCAGCCCGAGCUCGAGCGGUGGCGGCAGCAGCGUGGGCAGUGCGGGCAGCGGCCAGCACCGGUCGCCGGUGUCACCGAACCGGAGGACGCGCGGCGAGAACAAGAAAUGCCGCAAGGUGUACGGCAUGGACCACAAGGACCAGUGGUGCACCCAGUGCAAGUGGAAGAAGGCUUGCAGCCGGUUCGGCGACUGAUCCAAGCCGUCCGCCGGCAACCGCAAAGCAGCAGCAGCAGCAACACCACCGAACAGUAGCAGCAGCGCCAAGUUGCCACCGCCGGCCGUUG
Molecule: messenger RNA, 2155 nt
Organism: Anopheles marshallii
Lineage: Eukaryota; Metazoa; Arthropoda; Insecta; Diptera; Culicidae
Gene: Glut4EF
Product: zinc finger protein 395
Exons: 7
Coding region: 1-2064 (687 amino acids)
Biological process (GO): regulation of transcription by RNA polymerase II
Cellular component (GO): nucleus
Molecular function (GO): DNA-binding transcription factor activity; RNA polymerase II cis-regulatory region sequence-specific DNA binding
Source: RefSeq, a predicted model, not a curated record